Molecule: messenger RNA, 2556 nt
Organism: Aspergillus nomiae NRRL 13137
Lineage: Eukaryota; Fungi; Ascomycota; Eurotiomycetes; Eurotiales; Aspergillaceae
Exons: 1
Coding region: 1-2556 (851 amino acids)
Source: RefSeq, a predicted model, not a curated record
AUGCCUUCAAAUCAAGAAGAAUACCUUCUACCGCCGUUGUCAAGAUUAUCCCACUCCGAGCCCGACCGGCCACAAACGUCUUGGAGCCCAUUCGACGCGGGCCCUCCGGCCGACUCCGACCGUUCCUACAUCCGCUAUGAGCGGACAUCUUCCUCGCACCACGAGCAGGACAUCGCCUCCCACAAUGAGGCCUUUACAACGGUGGGCCUAGGAAUCGAAAAUGUGAGACGCAGGCCAGAAUCCAUCCACUUCGUUGAAGGCUUGGAUGAAGCUCGUCCCGGCGGAGAAUCGCGUUCCCCGCACCUCUCGGAGCAGGCCACGCCGCGGUCGCACACCUCGAAAACACCCCUUCUAGAAAGCGAGGUGCGAUGUCCUCAUAGAGAUACAAUCGCCCAGCGAUGGUUUCGCUGGGUGCCCAUGACCAUCCUGGUGCUGGCGGUAUAUGCGACCGUGUGGUCGGGGUUAUAUUUCUUUGUCGCCUGUCUGAAGCCGCGAUAUGGAAACUUCAUCGGCGUCGAUGGCAAUGUUGCGCCCUCGACUGCCAACUUAUUGAUUGCGAUGUUCGCGAAGACAAUUGAACUGGCAUACGUUACCGUUUUUGUCGCCUGUCUGGGGCAGUUCUUGAGUCGACGAGCCCUCCAGAAGGACUCCAACGGCAUCACCAUUUCCGACAUGAGCAUGCGGACAUGGAUCAUGCAGCCGGGGUCGAUGAUAGUUCACUGGGAGACAUUGCGCUAUUCAGCCUUGACCUUUCUCGGUGCGAUGACUCUGACGGCGACCAUCAUCGCGAUGCUGUAUACAACUGCAGCGGAGGCAUUGGGUAAGUGCACAGGCCCAGACGGGAUUGAGGUUGACAGUAGUGGCGUCUAUGAUUCUGACCCCGAUCAUUCAGUAUCACCCAAAUUGCUUGCAGGACCGCAAGAAGAUAGAACUUUACGAGUGAAUGUUUCUACCGACUUUUUUAACCCAGUUUACAUGGGCCUGAACUGCGAAACGCCGAUCCUCAACCAGGCGGACCCAAUUUACCGUAAUACAACAUGUCUUCAAAUACAGCACGUCGGACAGGCAUACCACAACUACGUUGCUUACUUGAACCGCUGGAGCAAGAUGGUGACCAACGGCCAGGCUGCGUCGGCUGUGUUAGAAGAGCGACUUCCUCCCUCGGGUUCGAUCCACGAUAAUACAACGGUGACUGGAAGUUGGAUCGAUCGCAGCAACAUGACGGAGUUGUCGCUGCGGCAUAAACGGAUGGUCUUAAAUGUUACGGCUGCUAUGCCUCAUGCUGGAGUUCUCGCCGCGGCAAAGGACCCCGUCAAUGGACUUAAACAGCCACAAAAUUCAUCGGAGGGUCAGUUUGACAUGGUCGUCGCUGCUCCAUGUCCGGCAAUCAACGUGCUGUGCGUGGGCAUGACAGCUAAUGAACUGAAACCACUGAUCUAUGAUAUGUGGCCGGGGAAGAAAUUCAACGUGGAGAAGUGGGCAGAACAAGAGAAGGAGCUCCCUACCUGGCCAGACUCCUGGCUGAAUCGAACUGUUGUGGACGAUAUCUUCGGUUGGGGACCAAAGUAUGGAUGGCGUCCACCCAUUUUUGGCAGGCUCCCCGGCGAGUAUCAGACAAUCCUCAACCAUUCGGCGCCAUUUGGCAACGCAAUGUAUGUAUUGGGGAAACCUCCUAACGCCACGGGGGUGGACUACGCCCUAUGCUCAAUGAAGGCGAAAAGGACACCGCGUUGUUCCGUGCGAUAUACUGCAUCUGCCAGUGGAGCCAAGUUUAUCACGGACUGUGAAAAGCCGAAUAACAAGUGGCAGUUCGAUCGGUUCUUUCCAGACGCAGUGGAUGGUAACUGGAGCUUGGAUUGGAAGAACAUCGGAUCAGAAUGGGGGAAUUCCCUGAGUUUGAAUGCCGGCAUCAAUGACGGCAAGGCAUCCAAUGCCCGACUGCUGAUGCAGCUCACCCCCUCGGACUACUCCCUGGAGCCCGGUCUACCAUCUCUCGCGGAGGCGCUGGCAGUAAUGGCAGGCAAUACCUUGAUUAUGGGGACGCAGAACGCCACCUUCCUUCCCUAUUGGAAUCACUCUGACGCCUCCCUCGCGGAACCCGAGAUCGAAUACUUCAACGCCACUAUAAGCAUCGUCGACUACCAAUCCGCCGGGACAGAGAAAUGGCAGGGUGCCUUCUUUCCAGUCUUGUUCCUCACUUUCGUCACCAGCAUCCUGUGUCUCGGCUACUUGUUAAGCGAAAAGGGUCGGCAGCUCACCGACUUCACAGAGCCGCAGAACCUAUUCGCUCUGGCCAUCAACAGCCCGGCCACAUCGCGGUUAGAGGGUGCUUGUGGUGCCGGGCCUCAAGGACCUCAAUUUAAGGAGAAAUGGUUCGUGGGUAUGGAAGAGGAUGACGAGCAUUAUUAUAUUCGGACUAAGGCGGAGGAGAACACUCCGUUGAUCUCGACGGCAAAGGUGUCGACGGAAUCCGAACGUCCUAAGUCAGUAAGUCCAGCUCUCGAGGAAUAUCGAAGAUUGUCUACAGGGCAGGGCGUCCUUGGUAGAUGGUACUAA